Photinus pyralis (common eastern firefly) is the source of this 1064-nucleotide messenger RNA. RefSeq names its product probable RNA methyltransferase CG11342. Lineage: Eukaryota; Metazoa; Arthropoda; Insecta; Coleoptera; Lampyridae. Gene Ontology annotation, biological process: miRNA metabolic process; negative regulation of pre-miRNA processing. Gene Ontology annotation, cellular component: cytoplasm. Gene Ontology annotation, molecular function: RNA methyltransferase activity; O-methyltransferase activity. The transcript is spliced from 2 exons. The record is from RefSeq and is a predicted model, not a curated record. Bases 22 to 852 code for a protein of 276 amino acids.
ACGUGAUAUAUUUUACAGGUUAUGUUAAAUUGUCUGCAAUUUCUGUUCAUUUUUCGUUGUCGUGCCAAAUGUGCUUACCUGCAUGAGAUUUGUUUCACAAACAUGGCAAGCCACUCGUUAAAUCACCGACCAUCAGCGGCAUUAAAUGAGGAAGAUAAAUUAAAUUUUCGUGGCGGCAAUCCAGGCGCCGUGCAGUUUGGAAAUUUUAUAAACUACUAUAAGUUUCAUCCUCCCAGUGAAAGAAUUCAAAUUCUUCCUAAAGAUAUUUGGGAUAGGUCCCAACCUUUUGUGAUGCUCGACAUUGGAUGCAAUGCUGGGGAUCUAACUGUGGCUUUAUACGACUUCAUAGUAAAUAAUGUGAAUAAAUCGUGUCAUAUACUAGCAGUAGAUAUAGAUCCCAUCUUAAUAGAACGUGCUAAAGAGAACACUGAUAAUCCUCACAUUGUAUACGAGUGCCUUGAUUUUAUGAAUAUUAAGGAGAAAGAUCUAUUGAUAUCUAAUUUUUUAGAUAAAUACAGUGUAAAGAAAUUUAGUGCCUGUUUUUGCUUUUCCAUCACCAUGUGGAUUCAUUUAAAUUACGGGGAUGUAGGUUUACAAACAUUUCUAAAAGAGAUUUGCAAAGACAGUGCAAUGGUUGUGGUGGAACCUCAACCUUGGAAAUGUUACAAAUCGGCUGUUAAGAGGAUGAAAUUGGCAAAUAGCGAAUUUGCGCACUACAAGCAUUUGAAAGACAGAAGUAAUAUUGAGUGCAAAAUUGACCAGGUUUUAUUAGAGGUAGAGGGAGUGGCAAAAGUUACAGAAACCAUUAACACUUCAUGGGGUAGAAAAAUAUCAAUUUUUAGAACUACCUAACUGAUAUAUUUGGAGGUUCAUCUAGUUAGGUACUGAUGGUGUGGACACGGCACAGUUUCCUAAAAUGUAAAGGCUAAUACAGAAACAUUAUGAAUUGUAACCGGAUUGAUACCUCACCUCAUUACUGGAUCUUUUUAAUUUAAAUUGAGAAAGGUAUUGUAUAUAAAAAAAUUAUAAAUAAAUUAAUGUAUUUCUAAACAUUUGAGUAUGAA